Drosophila sechellia is the source of this 982-nucleotide messenger RNA. RefSeq lists its product as uncharacterized. The record is from RefSeq and is a predicted model, not a curated record. The coding region runs from base 118 to 813 and encodes 231 amino acids. The transcript has 3 exons. Lineage: Eukaryota; Metazoa; Arthropoda; Insecta; Diptera; Drosophilidae.
CCGUAUUCCCAUUAGUCUUGCUUCAGCUCCACAAGCUGUCGCACCCGUCGAUCGUCGUGAAAUUAGUUACUGCACUUGCACCAACUCGCCCGAUACAUACAUAUAUACAAAUCAGCCAUGAAGUUUUACCUGUUGGUGAUUGCAGCCCUCUCGUUUUUGGCCUACAUCAGUUGUGGCAUGACCAUGACUCAAUCGAAACGCUCCGUUCCACUCGCUCAAUUCGCAGAUGGAUGCAUCCAGUGCCACUCGAAGGACAACGAACGCUGCGCCAUUGAUCCAUUGAGCCUGCUCAAUCGCAACUGUUCCGACGGAUCCUCCAACUGCUACUCCCGCGUCCUGGAUGGCUACACAAUUCGCGGUUGCGCCGUCGAUCUGGACAAUGCCACACGGAAUGCGUGCACCAACGAGCUGCAGUGCCAGCUGUGCACCUACAGCGAGGGAUGCAACCGGAACACCUUCCCGUUGACCCGCCUCAUGUGUCUGCAGUGCAGCGGCAACUCGACCUCGACGUCCUGCGCCGCGGAGACCUAUGUGUCGCCCAAGAUCUGCCCGCUGUACAAGUUCGGCGACAAGUGCUACAUUCGCAAUAGCAACCGCACCGUGGACGGAUCCUUCCAGCGCGGCUGCCUCACCUCGGCGAAUGCCAAGAAGCAGUGCGUCAAGGAUGGCAACUGUUACACGUGCGAGGGACGCGGCUGCAACUUCCUGCGGGCCAAUGACACCACCAUUCCUUUGGCCCGCGACGGCGGCUCCAACUUGAUCAUGUCCAUGACGCUGCUGAUCAGCGGACUCGUCGCCGCCUGGAGGCUCUAGGAUGGAACGACGGCCAGAGUCCAUGGACGCCAGUUCAUACUGCCACCUACCCAGUUCUUUUACAAUCCCCGUCUCAUUUUUUAAACACCAUUAUACACUGGGAUGUAGUAGCCUUACAUUUAUUCUAUUUUAUUUCUGUGCCUUAAGAAAUAAAGAUAACUAAACUAAA